AUGGAGCCGGCUCUGAUAAUGCUCGAAGACAAGAUUAAAAGGGUCGAGCUGAGUUCAACUCAUACCUACAAUGGACAGCACUCGUUUCUCGAUUUUUGCCGUCUAAUUGUUGCCCGCGAGAUGUACACCGAGAAAAUGGAAGAGAUUGCUCGCGGUGUUCGCGACAACAGCGAUUUGCGGGCAGCAACCGGAGGCGACGAGGUGAAUGUCGAUCGGACGCAGCCGUCGGAUAAGCAGAUGUCAUAUCGGAAAGUGACGUUUGCAAAUGAGCGCAUGGCUGCGGUGAUCUCGCAGUCUUUUGUGGAUAAUAAUGCGAACGGCAACACGAAAGAUUCGCAGGAAGAAGUGUUCUUUCAAUGUGAUGUCGAAUCAACAGGAAUGGGUCACGUCGCAUUCAAGGUCGAUCGCGUUUCUCAGAUUGUGGUUCACGACACGAUGUUUGAGAAUAUCUAUGAGCAUGGCCCCUAUAUUUAUCCAUAUAAGCCUCGCGCGUUGGUCGAAAUUUUUGAGCAAGCCCGAACAUUGUUCGAGAAUGAUUCGAUUUGCAUUCGAAUUCCAAUGCCUGUCGUGAUAAUCAGCGAUAUUCGCGGACGCUAUAUCGAUCUUCAUCGAUGGCUUCAAGUAUCGGGACUGCCAUAUCGACGGCGGAUUCUGUUCAUGGGUGGUCUGAUGGACGACAACAUGCCGACGUCGAUUGAAUGUCUUGCGCUGGUGGCUGCGAUGAAGGUGGCAUAUCCGAAGCACGUGUUUCUCAUCCGCGGAGCAUCGGAAACAUUCUUCAAGUUCCAACCAAGAUUUGGAUAUCGAGCUGACAUGGCGAUUCUUGAUUCUGCUCGUCGAAUGUGCUCAUAUCUACCGCUGGCCGCAUUCAUUGGCAAACGCUAUUUGUGUGUUCACAGCGGAAUAUCUCAUCAACUCAAUUCGUUCGAAUGCUUCGACGCCAUUCAUCGACCGCUUCGUCAUGAGAAUCUUCCGCUUCUCGCCAAAUUUUUGAUUUUUGGACAGCCAACGGCUAAUGUGAAAAUGUUCACACAUGACGAGGCCAAAUUUUAUUUCAAGUUCGGAAUGAAUGCCGUUGAAAAUUUGUGCCGAAAUCUUGGGCUAACUCGAAUUAUUCGAGGAAGGAGUGUUAUCGAAAAUGGAAGUUUGCUGAUUUGCAAUAGAAAAUUACUAACAUUGUUUAGUGUUCCACUUGAAAAUCACAAAGGCUCUAUAAUGUAUCUUGACCGCAAAUAUGGAACCAUUCUGUUCAAUCUGAAGUAUCAAUCAACUCCAAUUGUCAAACCCAAACGUUACAUUCCAAAACAACGAAAGAAGAAGCAUCACGCUCCAAGUCUUGUUAUUGACGGUGUUUAG
This is a messenger RNA of Caenorhabditis bovis, 1356 nucleotides long. The record is from the annotation of a GenBank genome assembly. Lineage: Eukaryota; Metazoa; Nematoda; Chromadorea; Rhabditida; Rhabditidae.